AUGACCAUCGAAUCAAACUUAGAGUCGGAAAGAGUCCAGGAGUUGGACCAAUUGCUUGAUCUCAUCAAGCCUUUGGUGUUGGACUACAUCGAGAAAGCCGACCCCAACAGUGGCAAAUACCAAACAGAUUCCCUUGGGAAGUACUAUGAUCCACAGACUAUAAAGAAGGCCCUUGCUAUAGACGAAACAGACUUGAGUCAAGGUAUUAAAGGUGAUAACACCAAAUUAGUUGACUUUAUCGAUAAGGUAUUGAACUACUCUGUUAAUACUUGGAACCCUGGCUUCUUGGAUAAACUCUACGCUUCCAAUAACCCGAUUGGGAUCAUCUCGGAUAUCAUCCUCUCGGUUCUCAAUACUAACGUACAUGUUUACACAGUUUCACCAGUGCUUGCAGUAUUAGAGAACUUUAUAGCCAAAAAAUAUGCCGGCUUGUUCUUCAAAGACAACAAGGAUACUUGUGGUGGGUUGACGUUCUCUGGAGGUUCUUGGUCAAACAUCACUUCGCUUCAAGCUGCCAGAGCUUUGAAAUUCCCUCAAACGAAGGAAUUCGGUAAUGAAGGGUUCAAGUUCGCUAUAUAUGCUUCGGAACAUUGCCAUUACUCCAUAGUGAAAGGUGGUAUCUUAAUUGGGUUAGGUUCCGCAAAUGUAUUCAAAGUACCGGUGAUUCCUGAUGGUACUAUGAAUGUGGAGAAGCUUGAACUGAUCAUUGAAAAGUCUAUUGCUGAUGGUUAUACUCCAUUGUACAUAAAUGCAACAGCUGGUACUACUGUGUAUGGAUCCUACGAUGAUUUCACUUCUAUUGCUUCCAUCGCAAAGAAAUAUAAUGCGUGGUUCCAUAUCGAUGGUUCAUGGGGAGGUAAUGUGAUCUUCUCCCAGAUUCAUUCCGUUAAGUUGGCAGGAUGUCAUUUGGCUGAUUCCAUUACUGUGAAUCCCCAUAAAAUGUUGGGGAUCCCCAACACAUGUUCGUUUAUGUUAAUGCCACACGUUGCAGAUUUCCAGAAAUCUAUGUCGUUACAAGCACCAUACUUGUUCCAUGGAAGAGAAAAUAAUGAAGAGAACUUUGAUUUGGCCGAUGGAACAAUGGGAUGCGGAAGGAGAUCCGAUGCUCUCAAAUUUUAUAUGGGAUGGUUAUAUUAUGGACAAGAAGGGUUUGAAUCAAGGAUAAACCAUGCCUUUGAAAUAGCCAAAUAUUUCAUUGAUGAAAUUUCCAAGAACCCCCACUUUGAAUUGGUUUUGGGUAGUAAAGACAAUUUACCCCAAUGCUUACAGGUUUGUUUCUAUUAUAAACCUGAAUUCUACACCAAGGAAGAUCAUAGUGAAAUCACAAGAUUCGUUUCUCGUUAUUUGCACAAAGAAGGAAAAUACUUGGUAGACUUUUCUCCUAACCCAUCCGAUGCAUCGGGAGUUAAUAGAGGUGAAUUCUUCAGAGUGGUGUUCAAUUCACCAAUUUUAACCGAUAGUGUGGUUGAUGAUUUGAUCCAUAGUAUCGUUGAAGGCGGUGAAGAAUAUUACCGCAUGUCAAGGCAAUAG
Lizanozyma spartinae is the source of this 1530-nucleotide messenger RNA. RefSeq lists its product as uncharacterized. Bases 1 to 1530 code for a protein of 509 amino acids. The record is from RefSeq and is a predicted model, not a curated record. Gene Ontology annotation, cellular component: cytoplasm. Gene Ontology annotation, biological process: carboxylic acid metabolic process. The transcript has a single exon. Gene Ontology annotation, molecular function: carboxy-lyase activity; pyridoxal phosphate binding. NCBI's taxonomy places the organism in Eukaryota, Fungi, Ascomycota, Pichiomycetes, Serinales, Debaryomycetaceae.